AGAAGAACACAACACACACACAGAGUCAUCAAACUUUAGGGAAAAUUCUCUCAUCAACUAAACAGAUUUUGAGAAGAAAAAAAAAAAAAGAAGUGGAUUAGUUAUGGUAAGUACUGUUUGGCUGUGAGAAAAAGUCAAGUUUUUUUUUUUUUUUGGUGGUUAGAGGAAAGAGCGAAAGAGAAGGGAAGAUUAAGGAUAUGAAUAGGGGUGGAAUAGGAAUAGGAGGGCCAAUGAGAAAAUCCUUCAAGGAUUCUCUCAAAGUUCUUGAAGCUGAUAUUCAACAUGCUAAUACUUUGGCAUCUGACUUUCCCAGAGAGUAUGAUGGAGCUUGCGUACAGAUGCGACUGUCCUACAGUCCGGCAGCGCACUUGUUCCUUUUCUUAGUUCAAUGGACUGAUUGCCACCUUGCUGGUGCCCUUGGAUUGUUGAGAAUUCUAAUUUACAAGGUUUAUGUUGAUGGGACCACAACCAUGCAAACUCAUGAAAGGAAAGCAAGCAUUAGGGAGUUUUAUGCUGUUAUAUAUCCCUCCUUACUUCAACUUGAAAGAGGUGUUACUGAUUCAGAAGACAAAAAGCAAAAAGCGAUUUGCCAGGAGAGAUACAGGAGAAGAGAUGACGAGGAUUACAGACAGUGUUCUGACUCGGACAUUGAAAGGGAAGAGGAAUGUGGAAUCUGCAUGGAAAUGAACAGCAAAAUUGUCCUUCCCAAAUGCAAUCACGCGCUGUGCUUGAAAUGCUAUCGUGAAUGGCGUUCGAGGUCACAGUCAUGCCCCUUCUGCCGCGAUAGCCUUAAAAGGGUAGACUCCGGGGACCUGUGGGUAUACAUGGACAACAAUGAUGUAGUGGACAUGUCAACAAUAACAAGGGAGAACCUGAGAAGGCUAUUCAUGUACAUAGACAAGUUACCCCUGAUCGUGCCGGAUAAUGUUUUUGACCACUAUGAUACUCAUAUAAGGUAGAUGAGCAAUGCUGGUCUUUUAUUGGGGAUUGAAUCAUACUAAGGACCAAGAAAUUGGUCACACUAGAUUUAGAAAUGCAGGUGGAUUACUUUCCACCUGAUUAGAAGGACCGACCGAGUCAUCGUAGGGCAGGGGUUGAACCUAAGUUAGAUUAGCCUAAAAAUGGAGCUUUUUAAUUGCAUCUCCUAAUUUGUAAAUUCCUGUAUAGUUACAGUUUACUUCUUGAAGACACAGUGUACUCUUUUUUCGUUUGUUUUCUAAUCUUCGAGUAUGCCAUAAUUACCAGCAGUUGUGGCUUUGUCAACUGCAGAGUUUUAUGGUUGCAAUUUAUUUUGCCUUUUGAGAGUGUAUAAUAUAAGAUGUAUUUAAUUA
Molecule: messenger RNA, 1331 nt
Organism: Lycium ferocissimum
Lineage: Eukaryota; Viridiplantae; Streptophyta; Magnoliopsida; Solanales; Solanaceae
Product: E3 ubiquitin-protein ligase AIRP2-like
Exons: 5
Coding region: 198-959 (253 amino acids)
Biological process (GO): protein ubiquitination
Molecular function (GO): ubiquitin protein ligase activity
Source: RefSeq, a predicted model, not a curated record